Molecule: messenger RNA, 447 nt
Organism: Plasmodium coatneyi
Lineage: Eukaryota; Apicomplexa; Aconoidasida; Haemosporida; Plasmodiidae
Product: SICA antigen
Exons: 1
Coding region: 1-447 (148 amino acids)
Source: RefSeq, a predicted model, not a curated record
AUGAUUAUUGAUAUUCAUUUAGAAGUCUUAGAAGAAUAUCAAAGGGGGGACACACAAUUGGCCCAGAAGGACUUCUUUGAAAUUUUGGUUGAAGAAUUUAUGGGAAGCAAGUCUAUAAAGGAGGAAGAUGUUCCGGAGGAACAUGUUUCUGUAGUUGAUGUUCAAAGUUCAGAUUCCGCGUUUAGGGAGGAAGACUUUGUUCCUAAGGAACAGGUUCCAAGUUCAGUUUCAGGUUUAGGGUUUAGGGAGGAAGACUUUGUUCCGAAGGAGGAUGUUCGAUGUUCAUAUUCCGGGUUUAGGGAGGAAGAUUUUGUUACUAAGGAAGAGAUUCCUAAGGUUGCUGUUCCUAACGGAGAGGUUCCAUGUUCAGAUUCCGGGUUUAGGGAGGAUGACUCUCUUCCUAAGGAAGGUGUCCCUAAGGAACAGGUUCCUAUGGAAGAGAUUUAA